UUCUUUGUUUCUAUAAAGCGGGUGAGUCAUUGCGUUUUGCUCUUCUCCGAGAUCCGGAAGGACAAGUGAACAGGGGCUUUGGUGUCUCUGAAUUGUUAGAGCCAGGGGUAAAAUCGCUGGAGGAAGAUGUGGUGGUUUAUGAUAGGGACUUGCUGUCUGCCGGUCACCUUGGUCAUCUGGUCGUGUGCCGCCUUUGUCAUUUCAUUUAUUAUCGCUGUGCUGGCCAGACACGUCCUCCCAUUGGUCCCCUUCAUCAGUGACACUGGGACAUUUCCUCCAGAAAGAUGCAUUUUUGGAUUAAUGAUAAACUUAUCUGCUUUUCUGGGUUUGGUGGUUAUGUAUGCUCGGUAUAAACUGUUACAGACCUUGAAUGAGAGGAAGGCUGCCAUUAGCCCUAAGCUGAAUUGUGCUGCACUUGUGUGUGGUGCAUUGGGCUGUCUCGGAAUGUGCAUCGUAGCAAACUUUCAGGAAACUGCUUUGAGAAUAGUUCAUGACAUUGGGGCACUACUGGCUUUCAUCAUGGGAACCACAUACCUUGUGCUGCAGAGUUGGAUUUCCUUCAGGAUGAGGCUUUACCAUCACGCUUGUCUGGCAUAUCGAUUUAGGGUAAUGCUGUCUGCAUUAUCUGUCAUAGCUACCAUCCCUAUGAUUGUAUGUUAUGUCCUCGCCAUCCACAGCAAUCCAACUUUGGAUUGGAAGCCAGGAGCUAAGGGCUAUAGUUACCAAGUGACGAGUGCAGUUUGUGAGUGGCUAGUUGCGUUCAGCUUUAAUUUCUUCUUCCUAACUUAUAUCAAGGAGUUUCAGACAUUCACUAUAAACGUGCAAAUAGUGUUACUUCAAGACUCGCAUGAUGAAUCAUACAAUAGAUUAUAAAAGCCACUUCGCUGUCUCCCGUCAGUGUGUUCAGUGGCCAUUUCUGGGGCCAGGGCAGAUGUUAAAAGGUUAAGGACACCAUCAGUAUCCUUGUCUGUCCUUUUUUUAAUGGUUUGCAUGUUAUUAUAACCACUCCUAUAACCUCCUCCAACAACAACUUGCAUUAUAUGGCAUCUUUAAAGUAGUAAAAUGUCCCAAAGUCCAUCACAGAAACAUUAUCAGACAAAAAUUGACACUGAGCCAAAAAAGGGGACCUUAGGACAGAUGACGACAAACUUGGUUAAACUGGUGAAUUUUAUAGGAAUGGAAUUCCAAAGCUGGCAUCUUAGCUAUCUGAAGGUGCAACCACCAAAGAUGGGCCAAGAGAAGUUGCAGUUGCACAAGAGGUCAGAGUUUGAGAAAUGCUGUUCUCAGAGGGUUGUAUAGCUGAAGGGAAGGAGGAGAAGACAUCAUGGAGGGAAUUCAAACUCUAGAGUACAAAAUCAAGAUGUUUAACCGAGAGCCAUGGUGGGUCAGUGAACAUAGAGGGUGAUGGGUGAAUGGGUCUUGGUGCAGGAUGUGGAGUUUCGGAAGAGUUUGUUUAUGGAGGCUGGAAUGUGGGAGGUUGGCCAGGUGUGCAACUGAAUGGUCGAGUUUGGAUGUAACAAAAGAAUGGCUGACAGUUUCAGCGGCGGAUGAGCUGAAGCAGGCCUGGAGACAGACGAUGUUACGAUGGAAGCAUUCUUAGUGAUGGAGAAGAUAUGAAGCUUAUCUCAGGGCCAGUUAUGACACCAAGGUUGCUAAGAGUCAGUGGCAAGGGAAUGGAGUGCGCCGCGGGAACCAAAACAACAGCUUUGAUCUUCCCAAUAUUUAACGGAGGUGAAUUUCUGCUCGACUGGAUAUUGGGACAAAUGGUCUUACAACGUGCUAGGCACGGGAAGGGUUGAGAGUUGGUGGUGAGGUAGAGCUGGCUGUCAUCAGCGUACAUAUUGAAACUGAGGCUGUAUUUUCGAAUGCUGUUGCCAAGGGGCAGCAUGCAGAUGAGAAAUGGGAGGGGGUCGAGGAUAGAUCCUUCGGACACUCCACUCAUCACUUGACAUCCAACCCCAGUAUGAUUCCAACUGUGAACUUCCUCAAGAUGUUUUGCUACUUUAAAUUUGCUUUGCAUAUUGUUAUAUUCAUUUGAUGGUAAUCCAGCUAGCUUCUAAAUGAUGUUUGACUAGCCAGAAUCUCACUGACCCAUUUACACACCAAAAACCUGAGUCCAAACAAUCUGGCUCUGGUUUGUUUAAACACCACAAACUGAAACCGAGUAGGUCUUACCUUCAUGGUGAGUUUGGACAGCUAAUUUAAGACAGCCAUUCCAAAUCUGUUCUCACCUCCUCUUCCUGUGAUGCACUGACGUCAUAACACUGCCUAAAAAAGGCGGCAAAAGUUCAGAACCCAAACUGCUAAGGGCUGCAUUCACACUGCAGUGAAAACCUACAGUUCAAAUGUGAAACCACUGCUGCUGUUCCAGGGUGCUCAUUAGGCAGACCAUCUAUCUCAGUCCAUGUUUACAACAACUUCGUAGGAGUAUUAUCAAACCCAAAUUUGACACCAAGUCAUGUAGACUUAUAAGGACAGUUGACAAAAAUCUUGGUCAAAGAGGAGGGGAAGUAGAGAGGCAGAGAGGCUUAAGGAGGGAAUUCCAUAGCUUGAGUCCUGGACCGCUGAAGGCACGAUUAAAUCAAGCAGGUGGCCAGAACUGAAUGAACACAGAGAUUGCAGAGGAUUACAGGGCUGGAGGAAGUUAUAGAGAUAAGAAAGGAUGAGAUCAUGGAGGGAUUUGAACAAAAGGAUGAGAAUGUUAAACCUGAGGUGUUGUUAGAUUGGGAUGAACAGGGUGGGGGCCGGGGACUUGGUGUGGAUCAGGAUACGCAGAGUUUUGGAUGAGCUGAAGUUUAAGGGGAGUGCAAAGUGUGAGGCUGGCCAGGAGAACAUUGAAACAGUUGAAUCUGGAGGGAACAAAAGCAUGGAUGAGUGUUUCAACAGCAAAUGUACUGACCUUACAGUCACAGCUGAAUACUACCUUGGUGAAUAAAUGAGCCCUUACAGUGUAAAAGUAAAGAAUGCUACCUCUAAACUUUGAACACAACUUUCUAAUAGAUAUAUCAAAAUUGAUUGGGUUAAUCUUGAUACUGGAUCAUUCUGACAGAAUCAGGGAGGGAUAAGGAGUAAAUGACUCUUUUUUGAAUAAUAAUUCCUCCUAUGUGUUAAAUCAUGUCUUCUGUAUGUGAAUUGUAGUUUUUAAAAUUGAUGAGUACAGUAUUAGAAUACUGCUUGUCCAAGUGAUUGAACUUCAUUUAAAAUGUUGACAGUCAUUAGGCUGAUACCUAUUUUACUCCACAAAAUGUUUCACUACAGUGUUUGAUACAAUAUAUUUUAUUAAUAAACAAUAUUUUAUCAAA
Molecule: messenger RNA, 3302 nt
Organism: Carcharodon carcharias (great white shark)
Lineage: Eukaryota; Metazoa; Chordata; Chondrichthyes; Lamniformes; Lamnidae
Gene: dram1
Product: DNA-damage regulated autophagy modulator 1
Exons: 7
Coding region: 127-873 (248 amino acids)
Biological process (GO): regulation of autophagy
Cellular component (GO): lysosome
Source: RefSeq, a predicted model, not a curated record